GCAGACGCUGUCUGCAUCCCUGGGCCAGGCCCAGCGGGGAAGGGCUUCUUCCCCAGGACUCUGCACCUCCGCCUCCAGGACCUCAGGAGAAGGCCCCUCCCCAGGCAUUGCUCUAGAGAAAAAUGGAUCCAGAAGAGGCCAUGGGGCUGGCAGAUACAGGACAGGAGGCUGAGGAGUCAGAGUAUUUUAACCCCCUCCUGAGACCUGUUCUCUUGGGAGAAGUGGAGGGCGUACAGCAGAUUUUUGAGAACCCAGAGGAUCCCAACCAUGAGAAGGCUAUGCAACUGCUGUUGGAAAAGGACGUUAUUGGGAGAGACAUGCUGUAUGCAGCAUGCAUGGUUGGACAGAGCGAAGUCAUCAGAGCACUGGCCAAAUAUGGGGUAGACAUGAAAGAUAAAACACCCAGAGGUUACACACUCCUUCACUGUACUGCUGCAUGGGGACAACUAGAAACUUUGAAAAUUCUGGUAGAACUGGGAGCUGAUAUUGUAGCAACCACUUUCCGAGGCGAAAAGGCCCGAGAUAUUGCCUGCCGCUAUGGCCAGGCUGAGUGCGUCGACUUCCUGGAUUGGUCAGAAGCUAAACAGACCCUGCAGAUGUUCAUCAGCCACGUUCAGGCAACAAUCACAGACCCAGAGAAGGUGCAGGGAAGGCUGAACAAGGAAGACAAGAAUGCCUCUCUCAGUGCCUGUCGUGCAAAAUCUGACUGGCUCAACAGCACCAAGGAGGCCACCAGGCUGGACUUUCUGGCUCAGAAGCAGGAGCUGGAAGAUAAAAUGCUUCCCAUCUUCACUAAAAUGGCCACACCCCGUCUUCCAACUGCAAAGAAUGUUAAAUCUUCAGUAAGCAGCAGCAGAAUCUGAUGUCACAUUUUUCCAGAGCCCGUUAAUCUCAGAAUAGAUCUUUACAACAAGGAAGAAACUGACAGAUGGGAAAGAACGGUGAAACUGACUACAGAAAACCAUUGCUAAAUGAACAGAAGAAAAAUAACAACAAUUUCAAUAAAAAACCUCCAUUUUGA
Molecule: messenger RNA, 1021 nt
Organism: Alligator mississippiensis (American alligator)
Lineage: Eukaryota; Metazoa; Chordata; Crocodylia; Alligatoridae
Gene: ANKRD45
Product: ankyrin repeat domain 45
Exons: 7
Coding region: 123-863 (246 amino acids)
Molecular function (GO): protein binding
Source: RefSeq, a predicted model, not a curated record